AUGUCAACUAUGGUUACUUCGACACUGGUAACCACUAGUCCUUCUACUACUACAAACCUUACAAAUAGAUCUAACACUAGAACACCUUCUACAUCUUCAUCUACUUCAACUAUAAACGAUUUGGAAUCUAAUGGUCACUAUUUCCCUUCAUUGUAUGAAUUAAUAGAUAAUUGCACCAGUCUAGACUCAAGUAAUGAAACAUUAUCUGCAUUCAACAACUAUCUUGAAUCAAGACAUUGUCCAGAGAAUUUACAAUUUAUAAUAGAUAUCAACAAUUAUUUACAUCUUAGUAAUACCACCAGAAUAGAAUUACUUAAAACAUGGCAAUUUUUAUAUGACAAAUAUUUGACAUUUGAUGCAGAUUUGGAAAUCAAUAUACCUUGCAACUUAAAAUCUCAACUUAGCAUUGUUGAAUUACCAUCCUAUGAAAUUUUAUCUCGAUGCAAAAAGCAUAUCUAUGACGAUUUAUUGAUUAAUUUAUACAGAGAGUUCACCAAACAAUACCACGAAGAUAUUUAUAGACCUUGUUUGUGUAAAAGAAGAACUUCAAGUAUCGAACAAAUCAAACAUCAUCAACAAACUGAAGCAAAUCCACCAGCAAAAUCAGCAUCUAAGCAUCAUUCACAACAUCACUCAAGACAACCUUUAAAACAUUCAGUUUCGUUAAAUUUACCACUCAGAUCUAAACAUUCAGAUGAUAAUGUCUGUCCAAGAGAGAAAGUCACCCCAAUAACUUCUCCAAUUAGUCAUCAUGAAAAUGGAGAUCACCAUCACCACAGCCAUCGUCGUCACCACAGUCAUCAUUCCAAACAAUAUGGUGGGUACGACUAUUACACUAUUCCAUCAACUGAGAGUUCAUCAGAAGAGGAACAUUCUGAUGGAGCAAAUACUCGAAGCAAUUCCAGAAACAAUUCUACCAGUUCAAGCUCAAGAGGUUCAUCGAUUGGAUCUAUUGUUGAUAGCUCAGUAAUUUAUUUCAACAAGAUGAAAAAAUUCAAGUUUGGUAGAAGAUUUAGUAAUGACGAAUAG
Molecule: messenger RNA, 1029 nt
Organism: Candida tropicalis MYA-3404
Lineage: Eukaryota; Fungi; Ascomycota; Pichiomycetes; Serinales; Debaryomycetaceae
Gene: RGS2
Product: GTPase-activating protein
Exons: 1
Coding region: 1-1029 (342 amino acids)
Source: RefSeq, a predicted model, not a curated record